Molecule: messenger RNA, 1203 nt
Organism: Oncorhynchus mykiss (rainbow trout)
Lineage: Eukaryota; Metazoa; Chordata; Actinopteri; Salmoniformes; Salmonidae
Source: RefSeq, a predicted model, not a curated record
UCUAUGUGGAACAAGAGGAAGUGACUGGAGUAGAAGGAGAGAGUGUCACUGUCCGUUGCUACUAUAGUAAUUCUGGAGAUAUGAAGUGGUGCAGGAUGGGUGGUGAUUGUGUGAGUGGGUAUUCUGGGACUUUACAUGGAACAUCAGUGACAUUAACGCGGACUAGUGAUGCCAACAACAGAACAGUCUUAACAGUGACUAUGAGUGGACUGAAGAUGGAGAACACUGACUGGUAUUGGUGUAGAGUUGGAGAAAUAGAGAUGCCUAUUCACAUCACUGUCAGUCAACAAACUGCAACACAGAGAACCUCUAAGAUGACCUCAACAACCCAAGAUCCAACCCCUCAACAACCCUCUGCCUCUCCAACUGCUGAGCCUGUUCAGACUGACAACACAAGUCAAGGAGCUGAGGGGAACAUGGAGGAAGUCCACCAGAGGUCCGUGAAAGUCCUACUCAUCUCUCUGGGCAUGUUGGUGGUGGUGACAGCUGGUAUCCUAGUAACAUGGAAGAUGUGGAGAAGGCAUAAGGACAAUAAGGCCAAGGACCAGACAACUAACAACUCAGUGUCUGCUGACUCUGAGCAGGACAUUACAUACAGCACAGUGACCCACACCAGAAAAAUAGCACAGCAGGAUCCAUUUCCUGAAGCUGAUGAUGAUGUCACAUACAGCACUGUCAUCCCCCAGCACAAGACCCAACUAAAAGGACAGACCAAGUCAGCAGAACCAGAUGAUAAUGUGGUCUACAGCUCACUAGCUCUACAGGUGACCACACAGCAGAGGGCAGCAGCAGCACAGUAGUGACUGACUGAGAAGACCUUCCUUUUACUGGAAGGACAGAACACUCCCCUCUCCUGUGUCACAACAUCUAUCUGCCUCCAAUAUUCUUCUGUCAUACCUCUUAACCCACCCCAGGAAGACACCUCUAUCCUUUAGUGUAAUAAACUACUGAAGACAGUCUGCUGUGUUUGUUCUGAUUAUCAUCACAUUUCUGUUAUUAGUUAUGUUCCACCACCUUUCCCCUUGUCUCUUAUUUCUUACAUCAUGAUCUCAUUGAUCUAGUUUAAUGUCCUAUGCCUGUAACUAAUCAUGAUCAAACGUGUAUUAAGAUCUUAGUAUAGACAGCUACUAUGUAUAAUAACUACUGUACUGCAAUAAUAAAAUGUAUUAUAUACACUGCUCAAAAAAAUAAAGGGAACACUAA